Maylandia zebra (zebra mbuna) is the source of this 1166-nucleotide messenger RNA. RefSeq names its product nucleoside hydrolase. The record is from RefSeq and is a predicted model, not a curated record. NCBI's taxonomy places the organism in Eukaryota, Metazoa, Chordata, Actinopteri, Cichliformes, Cichlidae. Gene Ontology annotation, molecular function: hydrolase activity, hydrolyzing N-glycosyl compounds.
AUUCAGCUAUCACAGCUCCAAUCACUAAGCUCUAAACAUCUGCCAGAAUCCAUUUACCAGGAUGAAGAAGCUCAUCAUUGAUGUGGAUGCUGGGGUGGAUGAUGCUAUUGCCAUCAUGAUGGCCCUCUCCACACCUGAUGUGGAAGUUUUGGGGAUCACCUGCUGCUAUGGCAACACGUCUGUGGAGAAUGUCCUCAGAAAUGUCCUUCGUGUCCUGAAAGUCUGCGACAGGCUGGACAUUCCAGUGUACCGUGGCUGCUCAAAGCCUUUGGUGGACCAUGAAAACCAUGCAGAUAAUUUCUUUGGAUCAGACGGGUUUGGGGACGUUCCAGAUCCACACGCACCAAGCCUGGAUCUGGUGCAGCAGAAAAAAGCCAAACAGGCCAUUAUUGACCUUGUGAACGCAAAUGAUAAAGAGGUGAUCCUCAUAUCCACUGCCCCCCUCAUGAACCUGGCUGCAGCAGUGCAGUUGGACCCUUCCUUGCCUAAAAAGCUUAAGGCGCUCUACAUCAUGGGGGGAACCAUUGAAGCCAGGGGUAACAUCACAAUAUGUGGAGAGUUUAACUUUGUGUGUGACCCAGAGGCUGCUUACAUCGUGUUGGACCGCUACACAUGCCCAACCUACAUCGCUACCUGGGAGUUCACCUGCUGGAACUGCCUGCCAUGGUCUUUCUGUGACACCUGGUUAUCUGUACAUACUGAAAAAUCAGACUUUGUGGAAAAGAUUUUACGCAUCUCAAGACAGAAGUGUGAACAGAAACAUCAAGAAUUUAAUCCCUGUGACGCCUACGCCAUGGCUGCAGCCAUCAAUGAUGCAGUCAUACCUAAGAGUGAAGAGGUUGCAGUGACGGUGGAGUUGCAGGGGAUCUACACUCGAGGCAUGAUGGUGCUGGACCGCGACGAGAAGCUGAAAAAAGAACACAAAGUCUUCAUCAUGAAGAACGUCGACUUGGAGAAGUUCAAGGAAAUGUUGAUUAAUGCAGUCAAAAAGAGUGAUGCUGUACACUCUGAGACCUGAGUGUUAUGAUUCAUAACAACAAAUAAAAACUUUUGUGUUGCAGUCUCACAAACCAUGUACAACAUUCAUUAAGAAACAGUUUGUCCAGAUUGGUGUUGAAGAAGUUGACCAGUUCUCAACUGUGUAGUAGUAAAUAAAGUUAAUGCUG